GCUCCUCCUGCAUCAACUACAUCCAGUUCAUAGUGCGCAUUCCUUGUGGGUAUUGUUGAUUUCUCCAAGGAGGCUUCCCUCCCUUUACGUGACCCCGGAUGACGUCGCUCAGAAUUGAAUGGUAGAAGCGGGUCCUUCAGCUGCAGGAAAACGCGUGAAAGUUUACCUUUUAAAAUAAAUACAGCAGCGAUGCACUUUCAACUAAAACAUCUACUGCGCCUCAACCGCUGCGUGUCCGUUCAGCGCAAGAGGACACUCGGGAAGACUCUGUGGGCUGUGUCCGCAGCAAAACAACGUGGCGUAAGACAAGCAGGAUCGCAUGCGUCUGCAGACAUCGGGAAGUAUUUCGCCCUGCAGUGCAGCAGAAGCUAUGCGUCCGACACGGCGUACGACCGAGCCUUCGCCACAGCCAGGGACAAGCCCGAGGCAUUCUGGGGAGAGGUGGGACAGGAUAUCAACUGGUUUGAACCGUGGAGUAAAACUUUGCACGUUGAGGAUCCAGUGUUUCCCAACUGGUUUGUUGGAGGGAAGUUGAACAUGUGCUACAAUGCUGUGGAUCGUCAUGUAGAGAGUGGCCGUGGAGAGCAGCCUGCCAUCAUUUAUGACAGCCCAGUGACUGGAACUAAACAGAUCAUCACUUUCAGGGAACUUCAGGACCAGGUGUCCAGGUUAGCAGGCGUUUUAGUGAAGUAUGGGGUACGGAAAGGAGACCUGGUAGUCAUCUACAUGCCUAUGGUGCCACAAGCCAUGUUCACCAUGUUGGCCUGUGCCCGGAUCGGUGCCCCCCACAGUCUUAUCUUUGGCGGCUUUGCUUCCAAAGAGCUUUCUGUCCGCAUUGAUCACGCCAAGCCCAAGCUGAUGGUUACAGCCUCAUUUGGCAUCGAGCCAGGCAGAAGAGUGGAGUACAUUCCUCUGGUGAAGAAGGCCUUGGAGCUGAGCUCUUACAGGCCCUCUAAAGUCCUCAUCUACAACAGGCCUAACAUGGAAAAAGUACCAAUGAGUCCGGAGUUGGGUCUGGACUGGGAGAAAGAGAUGGCCACAGCUCGGCCGCAUGACUGUGUUUCUGUUCCCUCCAACCACCCUCUCUACGUCCUCUAUACAUCCGGCACUACUGGAACACCAAAGGGUGUUGUGCGAGACACUGCAGGCUAUGCUGUGAUGCUGAAAUGGACCAUGUCAAAUAUUUAUGGACUCAGUCCUGGAGAUGUUUGGUGGGCAGCGUCAGACCUGGGCUGGGUGGUCGGCCAUUCAUACAUCUGCUAUGGUCCUCUGCUCCAUGGUAACAGCACUGUUCUCUAUGAGGGUAAACCUGUGGGGACUCCAGACCCUGGGGCGUUCUUCCGUGUCCUAUCUGAACACGGCGCCACCUCCUUGUUCACAGCACCCACCGCCAUCCGAGCCAUUCGCCAGCAGGACCCCCAUUCUGCAGUUGGGAAAAAAUACCCCCUGUCCAGGUUGCGGUCAUUAUUUCUGGCAGGAGAGCGAUGUGAUGUGGAGACGCUGGAAUGGGCAAAGAGGAGCUUUGGGGUUCCUGUCCUGGAUCACUGGUGGCAGACUGAAACUGGCUCACCCAUCACCUCCUCCUGUAUCGGUCUGGGGAACUCGCUCACGCCACCUGCAGGUCAGGCUGGCAAACCUGUUCCAGGUUACAACGUCACAGUGAUCGAUGAUGACAUGCAGGAGGUGAAGCCAAGAACUCUGGGAAAUAUUGUGGUGAGACUACCUUUACCACCUGGUGCAGCUUUGUCACUGUGGCAGAACCACAAUCUGUUCAAUAAGCUCUACUUCACCAAGUUCCCAGGUUACUAUGACACUAUGGAUGCAGGUUUUGUGGAUGAGGAGGGUUUUCUUUACAUCAUGUCCCGGUCUGAUGAUGUCAUCAAUGUGGCAGGCCACAGGCUCUCAGCUGGAGCGUUGGAGGAGUCAGUGCUGCUGCACCCUGCAGUGGGAGACUGUGCUGUGGUGGGUCUAGAAGACACUCUGAAGGGUCUUGUUCCAUUAGCCCUGUGUGUACUCAAGAAUGGUGUGCAGAAAAAUGAAGAAGAGAUCAUAAAUGAGACGGUGAAGCUUGUAAGAGACACCAUCGGGCCCGUGGCUGCCUUUAGGAAAGUGAUUUUUGUCCGAGGAUUGCCGAAGACGCGCUCUGGCAAAAUCCCUCGCUCCGCUUUAGCCAACCUGGUCAACGGGAAGCCCUACAAGAUCACUCCAACCAUCGAGGAUCCAGAAGUCUUCAAAGACAUCGAAAGGCAGGUAGAAAAAGCUCUGAGCACUCGCUGAGCCUGAACUCACUCCAGGUGCUGCACAUGUAAACUAAAAUGUGUGAUCCUUCUUAUAAGUCAAGUUGAAGGUAGACCUUGACGUCAGAAAGUUUUACAGAGCUAAUUUCCAUUUGUAUGUAACCUGAAACUAUACUGCACAGUCAUUAAUGAGCAGAGGCAAGGUACGGCUGCUAUAAGUAUAAAAUAAUGUCCUUGAGCCAUAAUCAUGUUGAAUGGAGAAAUAAUGAAGAAAACUCAUUUACUGACAGUUUUUUUUUUAUCGACAAUGAAAAUUUGCUUGCUCACCACUUAGUUUUGACCGAAGUACAAGAAGUAAUAAAUAAAAAAAAUGGACACAAAAUAAAAUGAUUCAUUGUUCGUGCAAAUUGAAGAUGUAAAAACAAAUUAAAAAGGGUAAGACUUGAGUCGUCCAUCAGAAAUAAGUAAAAGACAGAUAACAGGGCUGUACAAUAGGUUACCCUGGAAACUCUGACAGAAACAAAGAGUUAACAGUUACACUCAUCUAAGUCACAGCAAGCAACAGGUUUGUCAUUAAAUGUCACCUCACUUCAACAUGGUCACAUACACUCUACGCACACUAUGAGCUAAAGCAGUCUGUCUUUUAGUUAUUUCCUUUUGUUAAAGUAGUGUCUGAGGGGUGGGGGAGAAGGCCAGCUUGGCUGAGUGUGUAGUUGUCCUUUGUGUUAAUGUAUCGCCUGACAAAACAUACAGUACAACAAGUGACAGGUUCUGUGAAUGACGUUCUACUUUUUUGUUCUCCGAGAAGAGGUUUUUGUGCAACUUCGGAGAGCAAUGGCGCCUCUUGUUUUGUCCUUGGCUACUAAAUAGUCUGUUGAGUUGAUGCGGUUGUAUCAAAGUGCUUGUCAUGUCGUUCCAGUGCAUCGACAUGUCCUCUUAAAAUGCUCCUUUAGGACAGCGAGUCCAUAAGAAAGGAAGUUUGUUUUUGCCAGAAAUGGGGCUCAGAGUGAUUUUUGUACACCACUAGAGGGCAGGUUUUCACACCACAUCCAGUGUCUUUCUCUCGAUGGUGCAGCACAGGUUCAUCGUCAUCAGCACAAUGAAAAAAUAAAACCAUAUGUACAAAAUGAUCUAGAGAGGACAGGGUAAUAUGGAGACAGUUUUAAGAGCAGCAUAUAUUAAUCUAUGGUCCACUAAAUGAGGUGGCAGGGAUGUUUUUUGCACAAACUCUGAAUAUCUUUUUUUUUU
Messenger RNA from Perca flavescens (yellow perch), 3485 nucleotides. RefSeq names its product acyl-CoA synthetase short chain family member 3 (gene acss3). The coding region runs from base 190 to 2277 and encodes 695 amino acids. The record is from RefSeq and is a predicted model, not a curated record. The transcript is spliced from 16 exons. Gene Ontology annotation, cellular component: mitochondrial matrix. Lineage: Eukaryota; Metazoa; Chordata; Actinopteri; Perciformes; Percidae. Gene Ontology annotation, molecular function: propionate-CoA ligase activity.